CUACACAAAUAAAUGAAGUUGGCCAUGUGGCGAUGAAGAUGAGAUUCAAGCAACAUAUCAAAACCAAAGCAUUAGUAGCAACUCAUCAUACAGAAAGCCAUGGCUUCUCUGGCAAGCUUAGAUAUUGUUCAACCAUCUACUAUCAAGGGCCUUGCUGGAUCUUCCCUUACUGGAACUAAGCUCUCUUUCAAGCCCUCUCACCAGAGUUUCAGACCCAAGAAUUUCAGGAAUGGUGUUGUGGUAGCAAAUUAUGGUGACAAGAGUGUGUACUUUGAUUUGGAGGAUCUAGGCAGCACUAUUGGUCAGUGGGACUUAUACGUCUUCGAUGCACCUUCACCCUACAACCCUCUUCGGGUUCGUUUUUCCUCUGUGAACCUCUUUAUUGUUUAUUCAUUUAACUAAGAAAUGGUGCGAAUGAUUAGGGUCCUAACUAAGGCAUUGGAAGCAAUAAUAUUGGAUAGUUUCAGGUUUGACUUUUGAGGCUAUUGCUUUAGACUUUAGUAUGUACGAAUUUUUUUAAAUCAUGAAUCAUGAACCACGAUUUUAGUGUGAUGGGAUGAUUCAUUAUGUAUAUUUAGUUUAUAGUUUUUUCCUCUUGGCCUUUACUAAAUUUUUGUAUUGUAUGGCUUACGCGAAUUUGGAUAUCAAUGGACAAGGAAGUGGUUAUGCUACGUGGUUUGGUGAUCUAAUUGAUAUUAGACAGUUUGCAGUUGGAGGCUAGGAUGUAUAUGUUCAAAUUGAUGAUUCAGAAUUAGAACACGCCAAUGAGGGCCACAAGAAGGGUGGAGUCCUAGUGGCAUAAACAGUUUCUUUGGUCGUGGCUGCAGUUGCUGGAAUACUAAUAAUACUUGGUUCGUGUUUUAGAAAGAAAUCAUGUUGCAAUGUCAAAGAGAUCAGACUUCAAUAUCAAAUCAAAUCAAACCAAAAUAGUGGAAUGCAAGUGGAUGAUAUGGACCUACUAGUUUUUGACUUGUCAACAAUAGCUAAGGCCACUAGCAACUUCGCAGUCAAGAACAAAAUUGGAGAAGGUGGUUUUGGACUUGUAUACAUGACAAUUUGCUUAUAGAUUAUUAUGGCAUUAAGAAUUGAGGAAUAAAAUGAACACUUCUUGAUUUAUUUCAAAUCAUCAAUUUGAAAAUUAAAAUUUUCAAGGAAAUCUAAAAGAUGGGCAAGAAAUUACUCUGAAGAGGCUUCUUGGAUGUCGCCUUGAAGGAGAGGAAAAAAUGUUGGUUUAUGAGUACAUGCUUAAUGGUAGUUUGGACUCAUUUAUUUUUGGUAUGGAUACAAGGAAUGAAUUGUAUUUUAAAUGGUUAAGACUGGUUUCAUGAUUUUUCUUUUAUGCUUAAUGUUAUAAAUUAGUGCCUAUUCUCUUUCUAGGGUGAAGUUAUUAAAAAUUUAGAAUGUUGAGAUUAUGAUAACAAAUUAUUCAAGUAAUUGACUACCUCAUAUGUAUUUUGCUACUUUACUUAACAAGUAUGAAUAUUGUUUUGAUUGUAACAUGACCUUUGGGUAUUAACCAACCUACUAUAAAUGGGUAUUUCAAGCAUUUAGCCAUAUACAAAACCAAGGGAUUCGUAAAUCUAAGUUGUCACUGAUCAUAUUCUUGUGGCAUUUCAUGUAUGUGAAUUUGUUGAGGAUAAAGAUGGUUAGAGACCCACUACCUGGUUUUGUUGGGACAUCAAGGUUAUAUUCUACAGUGGCAUGCUUUAUUAGUUGCCUUCAAUGGAAGCAAGAUAUUCUUCAUUUUCUUGAGGUUUGUUACUCCUAUUCCUACUUAUCAGUUCAUUUAAGUAGCUUUUGUGGUUCAUGUAUACUUAUAUGUUGCAAUGGGUAAGAAGAGAGAUUACUUCACUACUCCUAAUUACUCAAUGAUAGAGGGCUCAAUUAUGAUUGGCCUUUUAAUAUGAGAGAGCGGGAAAGGAAUCUGUAUAAAGUGGAUGCAUUCAAUAAUAAUUUUGAUUUUUGUUGUUUGUUCCCCAA
Molecule: messenger RNA, 1980 nt
Organism: Glycine soja
Lineage: Eukaryota; Viridiplantae; Streptophyta; Magnoliopsida; Fabales; Fabaceae
Product: photosystem I reaction center subunit VI, chloroplastic-like
Exons: 5
Coding region: 100-402 (100 amino acids)
Biological process (GO): photosynthesis
Cellular component (GO): photosystem I; chloroplast thylakoid membrane; photosystem I reaction center
Source: RefSeq, a predicted model, not a curated record